Molecule: messenger RNA, 3236 nt
Organism: Penicillium brasilianum
Lineage: Eukaryota; Fungi; Ascomycota; Eurotiomycetes; Eurotiales; Aspergillaceae
Source: the annotation of a GenBank genome assembly
CUUGGACUUGUCCACCCCUUACCUAAACGGGGUGGGUGCCUGAAUCCACCUCAGGCAGCAUCCGCGCGAUUGGAUCGCUUUCCGUCCAAAAGGUUUAGUGUCUCUUACCUCGAAAGCCCUUCAGUUACUCAAGUCCCUCGUGAACAUAUUCCGGCUCCACCAGCAGCUGCGUAUGACUCAAUCGUCACAUUAGUGUAUUCACUUUGGCCCCUAGUCCUCUCAUCUAGGCUCCUCUUGGUCAUCUCGGGGGUAUAUACCCGUCUGGGAAAGGAGCCUCAACACUCCACAACGAUUCAAAGCACUCGAAGGCAGCCAUCACCACUCGCAGCUCGGAUUCUAACCUAGACCAAGCACAGGAUGGCUUCUACGAACAGUAUAUCUAGGGCCAUUGGAUCCGGGACAGAGGCUGCUCGCCAGCCCUCUGUCCCAGCUCCCAGCUUUGAUUUACCAUCUGUGCAACAAGUCUUCUCGGAAUUGCCCGAACAGUCUUCGUUUUUGCCAGACAGAAGUUUGGAGACGCUGACCUUGGAAGAUCAAGAAAAGAUGUUUCGUGCCUUGAGUGCGGUCAUUGAAAACGCCGAGGCUGCUGCAGAGGCUGGAAAUGCCUUCGACCUUAAGGAAUUGCAUGCUUCUUUGGAACAGGCUGAUGCAGAUGCACGACGUGGUCGAAGGGAUUCGGAGUCUUUGCAGAGUGUGCUGAAAAUUCUUAACCAACUAUGGGCUAGUAAUUCCGAUUUUCUAGCGCAAGCCGCCGAGAUUUUGGCUAACGGGAGUCGUGAACUAUCAUGGCGUGGCCCAAUUGGACAAUCUGGGAUUUUGAAAUUCUUCUUGGAGGUCAUCUCAGCAAAGAAGGAUGUGGACGUCAACUUGCUGCUCCAUUCAUUGCGUUUGGUUGGCAAUUCUUGCGCUGAUACCAAUGAUAACAGGCAGAUUGUUGUCGAGGGUUCCUACACUAUCGCUAUUAUCAGGCAUUUCCUCAACCCCGAGUUGGUUCAUGUCGCGAUUCCAGUCAUUUACAAUAUUUGCAUGGACUAUGAGCCCGCCCAUGCCCAAAUGGCUGAGAACCGAACGGCAUACAUCAUCUUGAAACUUCUCAAAGAUGGUGCCAUCAAGGACAACAGUGCCCUUCUCAGCUUUUCUUAUGAUCUAGUCGAGCUAGCCUCGGAGCAAGCGCAAGGCAUUGAAAAUUCCCCCGAUGGAACAAUCUGGCUUUUGACACAGCUCGCCCUGGAAGAGACCGAGUUUGAGCAUUUCUCAUCGCUUGUGAACAGUCUUUCCGCUUACUUGGAGAAAGAGCGGUUCCAAAACGCCUGCAUUUCAAACGGAAUGGUUGAGGCCGUGCUGUCGGUUCUUCGCCGGUCUUUUUCCAUCGAGAUCGAUGAGUCCUCAAAAGACGAGGUUUCAGGUCUUGCCCAAAUCAAACUUAAGAUCAACCAAGCCCUGGCCGAGGUUUCAGCUUCUUCACUGUUCGCUGAACACUAUCCGCUUGAUUCGGCCCUAGCCCAGACACUAAAGUCAUGGAUCGUUGCAGACGAAGACCAGCUUCAAAUCUGCGCGUGUGUCAUGCUCGGAAACUUGGCUCGAUCUGAUGAGGUCUGCCAAGUGAUGGUGCGGGACUUGAAAAUCCACGAAGAAUUGAUCUCCGUCCUUGAGAGCGGCUCUCGCGGUGCAGUCCUUCACUCUGCACUUGGUUUCCUAAAGAACCUCGCAAUCGCGGGCGACAACCGGGUCAGCCUCGCUGAAGCUGGCAUCAUCCCGGCUGUAUCCCACCUGUGGGCAUACGAGUCUGUUCCACAGGUUCAAUUCUCUGCCGCGACUAUCGCACGCCAGGUGACCAUCGCCUCUAUGGACAAUAUCUCGCGGCUACUGGCUCCACUGUCAGACGAUCCAGAUUCUCCGGCUCACAAGCGGACCUAUCUUUCCUUGCUCUUGUCUCUCUUCGAGAAGACUGACUCUGCCCCUAUCAAGACGGAAAUCGGCCGCACCGUGGCCUCUAUCUGCCGUACGGUUUCUCCCAAGGCCCGCGAUGGAGACGAGGCAGCUAAAUCGCUGUUGGAUAACCUGUACACCCUGCACGAGGGUGUCGCUCGACCUAUUGGUGCGAUGAUUACUCAAACUCAAUGGCCCGUUGUUCGAAGUGAGGGCUGGUUCGCUUUGGCGUUGAUGGCAAACAGCCAAUCGGGCUGUUUGGCUGUGAUAGACUGCUUGCACAAUGAAGACGUUGCGAUGCUGCUCAAGAAGACUCUGAGCGGAGACGCUUCUACUUCGGAUGCUGCAGAUGCGCCAGAUGACUCCAGCGCACCGAAUGUCACCCAAGUGACUAAAGAUCGUGAUAACGCUUUUGUUCUUGUGCAGGAACUUUUGAAGAACGAGGCUGGUGCACUUCCAAAGAGCUAUCGGGAGGCUAUCGAAGACCUAGCAAAGAACAGCGCAUUACGACAGCUGCAAGGUACACAGGAAGCUUGAAGCGAGGACUCGGCUCGAUUGAGUACAUAAUGACUAUGACAUGAUGUGAUUUGCACCUCAAAUCUCCUGGAAUACUUUCGAAAGAAUCAUCGAGAGUGGUUUAUAGAAUGCUACAAGCAGCAAUUGCAAUGUCACCAAGAACAACAAGUGCAAACUCUCAAAAGCAAGCGAGGGGAUGUCCUCCGUUUGUUUAGGGUGUCAGCCAUGUAUCACCGUGGGCUUGAAGGCUCAUAAUUCAAGAUAGAUAUAGAAGCCAAGUCAAGUGUCUUUGCGAAAGAAUUUUCUCCGGCCUGCAACAGGCUCUCCUCGAGCUACAUCAUUGACAGUAUCCAUGGGUGUUGAAUAUGGUGGAGGAGAGUCUUUUGGUUCGCCCUCCUUGGGUUUGGCCUCCUUGCACUUCAAAAAAUACCCUGCCGUCAUGCUCAAGGCAUACAGUGGGUUUCUGUCCCAGAGCAGGUCCUCGAAAGCCUGCCAAUGUUGCUCCUUUUCUUUCUCUGUCAGCUCAAAUCCUCGAUUUUGAAUGCAACAUUCGCAUCCAACUGUACAGUGCCCGGCACCCCUUCUUCUUUGUGAAGACGCAUAACGUUUUCUGCAUUAACCGCAUUCACGGCUACAGCAACCUCCUCGAUCCGUGCAGUCUUCUAUCGAGAGAGAGUUCAUAUACCACAUUGGAUCUUGUUGAACAGAGCGAUAUUGUUCUCUUAGCGGCUUGGGUAUCGAUCGUUCAGCUAGAAAGAGCUCCUGUUCUUGAUGCCACCAUUUCCUCUGCA